UUAAACAAAUUAAUAGGUGUUGAGGUAGUUUGUAUAUAUACAUGUUAUGAUCAUUUCAGUUUCUUAAGAAAAAUUGUACCAAUCCAAUAUGUGUGCCUUAGUCAAUCCCAUAGGCUAUGAACACAACUGUAUGUAUGGAGGCAACGAAAGUAUAGAAUCAUUCCUUCAAUUUCCUCUACCACAAGAAGAAAUUCUACUUGAUUCUCAAUCUCCAUCUAUCAAUAAAACCAGUUUUGAUCCCUGCGUGGUUAAGAAGCUUAACCACAAUGCUAGUGAACGCGACAGGCGAAAGAAGGUCAACACAUUGUAUUCAUCCCUCAGUUCAUUGCUUCCAGCUUCAGAUCAGAUGAAGAAGUUAAGCUUUCCAGCUACAGUUUCACGUGCAAUGAAAUACAUACCAGAAUUGCAAGAGCAAGUUGAAAGAUUAGCCCAGAAAAAAGAAGAGCUUUUGUUAAGGAUUUCUCAGCAAGGGGGUCUUAAAAGAAAAAGCAGAAUUGGAAGAUGUUUAAAUGCUACUGCUUCUAUUUCCAUAAAUCGGCUACGUACUGAUAGUGAUGAAGUUGCAAUUCAGAUAUCAAUGGAAAAAGUAGUUCACAACAAGACUCAGUUAGCUGAGAUGUUGCAUUACUUGGAGCAACAAGGAUUCCUCCUACUAAAUGCUACUUCCUUUGAGUCAUUUGAGGGAAUGGUCUUCUAUAAUAUUCACCUUCAGCUGGAAACAACCUACGAACUGGAAUCAGAUCAUGACGCUUUGAGUGAGAAGCUUUUGACAUUUUGUGUUAGCAAGGAAGAGUUUAUAAUUAAUUAG
Messenger RNA from Durio zibethinus, 808 nucleotides. Its product is annotated as transcription factor ORG2-like. Gene Ontology annotation, cellular component: RNA polymerase II transcription regulator complex. Gene Ontology annotation, biological process: regulation of transcription by RNA polymerase II. NCBI's taxonomy places the organism in Eukaryota, Viridiplantae, Streptophyta, Magnoliopsida, Malvales, Malvaceae. Gene Ontology annotation, molecular function: protein dimerization activity; DNA-binding transcription factor activity, RNA polymerase II-specific; RNA polymerase II transcription regulatory region sequence-specific DNA binding. The record is from RefSeq and is a predicted model, not a curated record.